AUGAACAGCGACGUGAACGCACCAGCACCAGCAACGUCCACCCUGCAGUCCAAUUCAGGGGUGCUGACUUCACGUUCAAUCCUAACAAAAUUACUAUCGACCUUGGGUUCUCUAAGGCCCAUCGGGCCGUCUGCCAAUGAGUUCCAAAAUAUCGCCUCUACACAUCCGGAUCUAGCCCACCCGCACAUGCGGUUCAACAGCGGCCGGCUUUACCAACUCUCGCCAGAAGAGACAGCAAAAGCACGCUCGGUGUUUCUCACGCUGCAUGUCUUGUUCCCACACCAUUUACUGCCGGCACUGGACCUCCUUGAUCAUGGGCUUGUCACGCGUCUUGUCCCAAAGCCGGGUAGGAUACAGGUAGACGGAGAUGACGACAGGGCCAGGCUCACCACUGAUCCUACCGGCGCUUGUGGAGCGUCACCAACGAAUCCAGCCUGGGAAGUCUUCUACAUCCAAUCCAGCAGCGCCGUGACAUCAACGACGAAUACACGACGUAAAAAACAGAGCGUCUCGGCGACAUUCUACGAGGUUCGCCUGGACUCGUGGAACUGCAGCUGUCCGGCCUUCAGUGUCGAUGCAUUUCAGGGGUUGAUGAGUGCAGGGGAUGACACUGCCGGCGAGCGACCAGAUCAGCUUGACAAUUUCUUGUCUGGUAUCCAUGAGGCCGAAGAGGUGGGUUGGCGUGUUGGAGGAAUAGCGACGCUUCCAUCACCAGGCGGCGCGCCCAUAUGUAAGCACAUUCUAGCCGCUGUCCUCGCAAGAGCGGCGCCGAUGUUGUUCGGGACAGGCGUGGCUGAGAGCAUAGCUUCUCGUGAACAGCUUGCGGGAUGGGGAGGGGGAUGGGGGGAGUUUGGGUAUGGGUGA
Messenger RNA from Exophiala aquamarina CBS 119918, 864 nucleotides. RefSeq lists its product as uncharacterized. Gene Ontology annotation, molecular function: zinc ion binding. The transcript has a single exon. The record is from RefSeq and is a predicted model, not a curated record. NCBI's taxonomy places the organism in Eukaryota, Fungi, Ascomycota, Eurotiomycetes, Chaetothyriales, Herpotrichiellaceae. The coding region runs from base 1 to 864 and encodes 287 amino acids.